Molecule: messenger RNA, 1118 nt
Organism: Caenorhabditis elegans
Lineage: Eukaryota; Metazoa; Nematoda; Chromadorea; Rhabditida; Rhabditidae
Gene: F35E8.2
Exons: 4
Coding region: 219-722 (167 amino acids)
Source: RefSeq, marked reviewed
ACAAUAGUGCCAAACAAACUGUUUAACCAGAUGUUUUCUGAGUAUUGAGAAUUCGGAAAAACCAUGAAAAACUGUCCUUUUCCCCACAAGUUUGUACUCAAACAUAAUAAACAGCUGCAAUUAAACAAACAAUAAUGUAGCUGACAAUAACAGAACGUGCCCACAUUACCAUCUGUACAAAUUGUUGAAUUAAACUGUAACUGUGUGUUGUGCAAGCUAUGAUAUCAGAUAAUUUAUUGAAACAGGUUGUUUCCUGGUUCUCCUGGCUCCGCGAGCCAAUACAGUUAUUGGAUCUCAGUUGCACUUCAUUCAACGGCACUGCUUUUAUUUGGACCCCAGCCGCCACUGGUUGCAGCAACGUCAUUUCCGACUCAUCCUGCGCAGUUUUGUACCCUGCGCCAGUUCCGGCUGACGGAUACCUAUCAUCUGGAAAGGAUCAGCAAAGACCAUUGGCCUGUUAUACGACUGCUACGGCCACUCCAGCUGCUGUAAUUCGAGACUGCAGCUCAGAGUUCGUGCCCGAAAAAAUGCGGAUUGUGUUGUCAGACUUCUGCCUACAAUUGCCCAAAUGUUGCUUUCCCACGUCUCAACUGUGCUUCCAUCACAUCCUCCCAAUGCCAGUCGCCAGCCUGGAGAACAAUCAUUGCUACGGACUGCCCAUCUGCCUGCGGAUUCUGCAACUAAGGGGGAUCCGUGAACGCCGUUCCAGACUGCGCCAAUGACAAAAGUAUUUGCAACACCGUUGGGCUCCAGGACUUUGUAAACACCUACUGCCAAAAAAGCUGUGGAAGAUGCGCGCCUCCAACAAGAACUACUCAAUCAUCUGGGGUUCCUUCGACCUGCACAUCUUACAUAUGUGAUUCGAGUUCUGCUUGCAAAGCCUGGGCUCGCAAUGGAUUCUGUACCAACAAUUUCUACACUAUUGCACAUAGAAAACAAUACUGUGCUACCACUUGCAGAAUUUGCUGAUUUUUGACGAAACAAUGUUAUUCCAGCUUUUGACAACUUCUGAGAACACACAACGGGUUGACGACCGACGAUCGAGAGCAUAAAUAAUUUUCAAAGAUUUUCUUUUGUUUCUAUUUUGGCCCAUCAUAGUUUAAUAAAGAGUGAUUUGG